Messenger RNA from Pichia membranifaciens NRRL Y-2026, 1035 nucleotides. RefSeq lists its product as hypothetical. The record is from RefSeq and is a predicted model, not a curated record. The transcript has a single exon. Gene Ontology annotation, cellular component: fungal-type cell wall. The annotation marks the transcript as partial. Gene Ontology annotation, biological process: carbohydrate metabolic process; fungal-type cell wall organization. NCBI's taxonomy places the organism in Eukaryota, Fungi, Ascomycota, Pichiomycetes, Pichiales, Pichiaceae. Gene Ontology annotation, molecular function: glycosyltransferase activity; hydrolase activity, hydrolyzing O-glycosyl compounds.
AUGAAAUUCACACUUGUACAGACUCUGGCAGCAACGCUGUUUGCGGCUGCCGCCGUGGCAGACACGCUAUCGUGCAGCGCCGACUCACACUGUCCGGAAGACUUCCCUUGCUGCUCGAACGAAGGCACGUGCGGGACGGGCUCGUACUGUCUCGGACCGUGUGACCCCCGCUAUUCGUUCAACUCGUCGUCGUGCAUGCCGGCGCCGGCCUGCAAGGCCGGCACCUACACGCCGAGAGCAGCAGACAUGAUGAACCAAACAGACUACCUGGGAAACACGUCCGUGACGGACUUCAUCUACUACGGCGAGAUCGAAGACCAGGACGACUCCGUGAUCAUCAAGAUGCCGGCCCACUCCGUCGGCGGGGUCAUCUCCUCCACGUUCUACCUCUGGUACGGGAAAGUCAGCUUCAAGUUCAAGACGUCGCACAACGCCGGCGUGGUUUCCGCCGCCAUCCUCUUCUCGCAGGUGCAGGACGAGAUCGACUACGAGUUUGUCGGCAGCGAGCUGGAAGUCGCCGAAACCAACUUCUACUUUGAGGGCACGCAAAACUACACCAACUCCGUCAAGGCCGCUGCCUCCGACACGUACGCCAACUGGCACACCUACGAGAUUGACUGGUCCGAGGACUCCGUCACGUGGUCCAUUGACGGCGUCUCCGUGAGGACGUUGAACAAGGCCGACACCUACAACGACACCUCCAAGGAGUACGACUUCCCGCAGACGCCCUCGAGACUCCAGUUCUCCAUCUGGCCAGCGGGCGACCCUACUAAGAACGCGCCGGGCACGGUCGAGUGGGCCGGCGGCGACAUCGACUGGAACGCAAAGGACUUCUCCGACCCGGGCUACCUCUUUGUCGCCCUAGACACCAUCGACGUCGUCUGCUACGACCCUCCUUCCGACGCCCAAGUCAAGGGUAACACCUCCUACAUCUACGAUGGCAACGGAUUCCUGCAGAGCAACGUCAUCGUCUCCGACAAGGAGACCUGGAUGAAGGAUUUGGGCAGAACAGGUUUCAACACCGGCCAGGACAAA